GAGAGGUUGUGCGGUGCGGGUGGGGACGCUCCUUUGUGGUUUGCCUCUUAAGUGUAACUUUUUUAAUCCUCCCUCGAAAAUGCCUUGUUCGGCGAUUACGCUAUCCUUAGCGACGAUCUGUGCUGUGGUGUCGGUAGCUCUGCUGGCUAUCGCCUUCGGCACAGAUAACUGGCAGUACAUCAAAGUGAACCGCAUUGAUAUCGAGAAAUCGCUCUCUCGUUCGGACAUCACUCCGCAGGAGUUUGAGGACAGCGGAUUCUACCGAACACGCACCAAAGGCCUCUUCCGCAUAUGCUACCCGGAGACAAAACCCAAAGGAGUGGAGCUGUACCUGUCCCCGGUGGAGACCUACUGCGAGAACAUCGACUACCACAUCUUCAACGAAGACAGCGACACCUCCAAGUUCACUGAGGACGAGAUGGUCAGAUUACACAUGGCUCGUUCGAUGAUCGCCCUCUUCAUCGUCUCCUUUUUCUUCGUCUUCGUGGCCUUCUGGACGGGCGUGGCCGGCUGCUGGCGACGGUCUCCGGGGAAUAUUGCUUCCACCGCUAUCCUCAUGCUGCUGGCCUGUCUCUUCUCAGCUGGAGGCAUGGGACUAUGGCACGGUGUGGAGUACUACGAGGAGGAGAAGCUCAAGACUGAGCCCUGGAAGGCUUCAUGGGAUAAGAACCUGCAGGAUGCUACUGCCAUCCACUACGACUGGUCUUACAUGAUCUCGUGGGUUGGCACUGGUAUGGCGCUGCUGGCCUUCUGCCUGUUCCUGGGUGCAUCGCAGUGCAUGCAAGGGGAACAACAGCGUGAACAGGCAAAGCAGAUGCAGUACAUCAUGCCAGUCUAUUCACAGAAACACCAGUACCCUUCGUAUGGCUAUGGCUACCCAGGACCUUACCAUUAUGGAUCCCAGUAUGGCCCAUAUAAUUACUAGAGGACUACCAUGGCUGUGUCACUGUGGAUCCUAAAACGAUUCGCGUAACUGCAAGUGUCUCCCAGGCAAUGUCCAUCAUAGUCAGGGGCUCCACCUGUAUAGAUUACAGGAGCUACAACUUGACUAUCAAUACAGCCAGGGCUUUUACUCACUGGUGUCCAAUAGGCCAUAUUGCUGCUAGGCAGCUGCUAUCAUAGCUUGAGGUAUGUUGCUGGUAAUCUUCAUGAGGCACAAGUAACUUCUCAACAUCUUCUAUCAUAACAAGAAGCCUGUCAUUGUCAAUCUUAGGCUGUUGCUUGUAAAGAUACUGGACAGUUACCAUUUUUAACAAAGGAACAUAAAGCUGGAUAAAGCUCUAUGGUUGUGAGUCGCAGAAUGAGACAAAUUACUUGUAGAUGACUACGAACUUAUGACUGGCUCGCUUUUCAUCGUAGUCCAAAUACUUGACCAACUAACAUCCCUCCCAAAGUCUCACAGUUCCAGAGUCCAGUGUGAUCUGUGUAGCUAAAUACUCUUAUUAUAUGACCUUCAUUCAAACAUUUUAUGAUAUACAUGCAGGCAGGCAUCUGUUGAUCUGCAGUGCAUUUUCCUUCGUCAAACUUUGAAAAUAACACUGUACAGUAGUUUCAUAAUGGCAGUUUUGCCACUAAUUUCCAAGAUUUAAAUCGAACUUGCCAUUGUGUACUGUCCUGAUUAUUUCUGGAAGUAUUAAUUUUAUAUUACAAAUAUCUGAAAUUUAAAAGGUAUAAUACAUUAGAAAUUUCAUAACAUCAAUUCUUUCAUAAAGCAUUAUGAAAGAUGGUAUGUUUAAGUAAUGUUUCCAUAAGUAUUUAAUACUGUAUUUACAUGAACACAAUAUUGUACUGUAUUAUAAAAGUGCCUUAACAGGUAAUUGUCUUUGCUCAUUUAAGCAAUAAUGAAAGAACCAGUCUCAACACUGGGCUUUCAGUAAUAAUAAUAUUUAUAUUUAAAAAACUACAGGUAUUAAACUGAAAAUUUUAAUUGUACCGUACUUGGGAUUUUUUAAAUCUUCAGAUGCAUGAUAAUUAUCAGGUGACAACUGUACAUUAAUAAAUAUUAGAAGGUUUCUAUCUCAGAAUACAUAUUGUAAAGCUUAAAAAAAGUAACAGUAAAGUAACAUAUAGGUCGGCUAUAUGCUUUGGAUGAAAUAGUUACUUUGUAAAUAUUAGGGUCCUCAACUUAGGUUUAUUGUGAUGGAAUGUCAAUAUCCUGUCACUAAUUCGUUAAUUUUUGCCAGAAUAUGACAUUGAAUGUGUUAUUACUUUGAAUUUCAAGUUUGUUAUGUGAGAACUGUGCUUAAUAUAUAAAUUUGUCUCUGUAUCAAGAUGAGGAUGUUUGUAUUUAGUCAUUAAUUCUCUGCUCUCUCUCCCUCAAGAACUUGAAAACAACAUGCUAGGUUAUCAUGCUCCAUUGAUGUAUCUUAUUUAAUGAAAAAUACAGUACUGAAUAUUUAGCCCUCGACGAAUAUUUCCCGUUUUAUAUUUUAAUAAAACUUUCUCUAUAAUGUAUCCUUCAUAUAUGUUGUUCAUAGAAAUUAUGAUAGAAAUUAGGACAUAUCGCUCAAAUCAUGGUUUUAAUCUAUGUAAUUAUGUUUUUUAUCCACAAGCUGAUUAAAUUAUAAGUUGAAAAAUCAUCAUCUUGUAUACUGGUUGUAUGUUCAAUAGUUCUGGCAUGUAAAUACUGCAUUGCUCAGUGUACUCUAUUUAUUAGGUUUCCUAGACUAACCUAGACAAUAUGCAAAUAUUUUUUGUAACAAUGUUCAUACUUGUGUGUGUUUAUAAAGAGAGUUCUGUGGAAACAGUGGAAUGAUAUUAUUUAUUCCAGUAUUUUGUGAACAUAGCACGUUUUAUGGUGACAAAUAUUUCCUCAGCUGUGGAAUAUAAUUGUUUCAAGUGCAGGAUCUCUUCAUUUGGUAAUGCUGCACAGCAUUUGACUAUUAAAUUAAUUAUUGGACAAACAGGAGUUGUCCACUUAAUGUGCAAGAUAUUUAGUAGCAGAACACUUAUUAAUAAAAGUUAAAUAAUAAUAACAAUUAUAAUAUUAAAUGUUCAAGGUUUUCUUGUAAUUAGUAUUUUACUGUUAAAUUGAUCAGUGUAGUUUUGGGAACACUGGGACCACUGUCAGGUACAGUACUUGUGUUAACUGAUAAUGAGUCAAUUCAUGGUACUAAAUAUAAAUAGCUUUCCAGGCUUAACUCCUUUUUUGAUAAUUACUUAAGUUAAUGGAGUUUCCCCAAUUCUUUCAAUUACAGAAACUAAUUAAAUUGUAACUAAUUUUGUAAUAGUAAACAUGGAUGGCAAUACUUAUUUAAUUUUGUAUGCAGGAUAAACACAGAUGUUGUUCUUAUAUCAUCCUGAGGAAAUGUUGGUUAUGUCUCUGUACACACCUGCAAUAAAUGUUUUGUACAAAA
This is a messenger RNA of Procambarus clarkii (red swamp crayfish), 3356 nucleotides long. RefSeq lists its product as uncharacterized. The record is from RefSeq and is a predicted model, not a curated record. Gene Ontology annotation, cellular component: membrane. Lineage: Eukaryota; Metazoa; Arthropoda; Malacostraca; Decapoda; Cambaridae.